This is a messenger RNA of Pollicipes pollicipes, 1197 nucleotides long. Its product is annotated as sodium- and chloride-dependent taurine transporter-like. Gene Ontology annotation, biological process: nitrogen compound transport; amino acid transport; sodium ion transmembrane transport. Bases 1 to 1197 code for a protein of 398 amino acids. Lineage: Eukaryota; Metazoa; Arthropoda; Thecostraca; Pollicipedomorpha; Pollicipedidae. The record is from RefSeq and is a predicted model, not a curated record. Gene Ontology annotation, cellular component: plasma membrane. The transcript is spliced from 3 exons.
AUGGACCAGCAGGGGACCUACCAGACCAACGUCACCGACGACUGGCCCGUUGCUGGUCAGGCGACGCCCGUCGGUCACGUCGGCCGCCGUCUGAUCUCGCAGCGUGAUUUCUUCUACUACUUCGUGCGCGACAGACCGAGCAACCACACUCGCGCGGGCCUCAAGGAGCACCGGCGCGCCGUCUUCACGCGCAGCUACCUGCUCGCUUGGCUGCUCGCGUUGCUGCCCUGCUUCAGCGUCUGGCUCUCCUCCAUGACGUACUGGAGCGUCAACAUAGGCGGGGGCCUGAACCCCGCGCUGAGCUCGCGCAACCGGCUGCGCCACAACGCACUGCUCAGCUCCGUCAUCGUCGUGUUCUCUGAUUUGGCGUUCGGCGUCCUCAACAGCAUGGUGCUGUUCUCUGUGCGCGGCACUCUCGAGGUCCGCUCCGCGUUCAUGUACGGGGAGCUGCUGGAGCUGGACGACGACCCGCAGGCGCUUACGUUCGUCGCCUUCACCACCGUCGUCGAGAUGAUGCCACACCAGCGCUUCUGGGGCGUCAUUUACUUCGGCACGAUGCUGGGGCAGACGGUGGGCUCGGUCGCCAUGGUCGUCAUCGCCCUGGGCCUGAGCCUGGUGGACGCGGUGCCGUUCUUCGGGCACUUGGCGUUCCCGCUGGCGGCGCUGACGGCCUACUCGCCAGCGCUGCUCCUCGGCGCGGUUGUCGGCCUCGGCACCUGGUUUGGCUCCGAAUGGUCCUGCUUCUCGCUCUUCCAGCUGCAGUGGAUCGUAUGCAACAUGCUGAUCGCCAUGGUGCUCGGUCAGAAGCUCUCGAAGCCGGCAUUCCUGACCGAGACCAGGGAGCUCCUGCAUCAGCCGCUCGGCCGCAACCUCGGACGCUUCUUCGUCGUCAGCUGGCUCGUCAUCACGCCCUUCAUCACCGUCUUCCAGAUGCUGUACAUGAUAACGCACUUCCAGCUGCCGCCCGUGCGCCCCGGCUCGCACUGGUUGAUGGCGCUGAGCUGGGUGGCGGUCUCAACGCCGCCUCUGGUGACACUCGUGACCACGGUGGUGGUGUGCCGCAGCACCAACACCUGGGCGCUGUUCGCCACCACCGACCAGUUCCGGCCGGAUCCGCAAGCGCUAGUCGAGCUUCAGAGUGCCGCCACGAUCGGCCUGGAGACGUACGUGGACCAGACGUCCAGCGGCAAGCGUUGA